Messenger RNA from Hyaloscypha bicolor E, 1820 nucleotides. RefSeq lists its product as uncharacterized. The transcript is spliced from 8 exons. The record is from RefSeq and is a predicted model, not a curated record. NCBI's taxonomy places the organism in Eukaryota, Fungi, Ascomycota, Leotiomycetes, Helotiales, Hyaloscyphaceae. The coding region runs from base 41 to 1384 and encodes 447 amino acids.
UCACAUGCCGGGAUAUAAUGCAAAUGACCCAUGAAGAAGAAUGGAAUCUGCUAUCAAGAAAUUCGAGAACGACGCCAAUAGGGAUUCGAAGGCUUCGUAUCCUGCCGUGAAGUUUGGCGGGUUUGAAUGGCGGGAAGCACGGGCUACGGGGACGAGAUUUUCAAAUCAUACCGUCUUAGACUUGGCUCAGCGGUCUUCAAGUCCGUUGGAAAUCAUAUUCGCGCCUCUUGACGUCCCCAAUCCGCAGACAGUGGGAGAUUUGAUUGCGUUAUAUAAGCUCCAUUCAAUCCCUGACGCCUUCAUUUCAGAGCGAUUGCACAAUGUCUCCCACUCGUUCGGAACCGUUGAAGAAACUGAAGGAUACAAUUAUUGCUGGUUCCAUUUUGUGUGCAAGAAUGUUCCAGUUGAAGAAAUCAACGGAGUUAAGUAUGUCGGGAACAGAGCUGACGGUCUCCGCCAAGCCGACUUUACUUGGGUCCGCUCGGCAUAUUGUCUGAAAACCAAGCCGGGAAUGAAAACAUCAAGCUGUUCCGAGGCUACUUUGAUGGUUUUCGGAGGAGAAAAGCUACUUUGGGAGAAGCUCGAUGUCCUGGCUAGUAGUACUCCGUGUCAAGAUAUUUUAGAAGAUCCGUACUGUCUAUUAAAUAUCGUGUUCGAAGUCCUCUAUUCUCGAAUCGACAACUUAGCCUGGGAUCUAGCAACGGUAUACAGCAAAGAAGAGGAGAAAAUUUUGAGGUCCGCAUCUCAUCCAGUACUUGCAGCAGCGGGCCUGGAUUUUGUGGGGCUGCACAUGCUGUCAAAGCACCAAAUAUAUCUUGUGGAGGCCACUGAAGCGGUAACGGCGACACUGGAAUCGGUAAAAGAGCACCAUGACCGGAUCACCAGAGCCUCAACCUCAGAAACACCCAUCGUUUGUGAGACGCGUGCGAGAUUCCGGCACCGUGGAACACUGUUCAAGUCAACCUAUCUUCGGCUCAAAAGUUUGGAGAAAAGAACUCAGAACAUGAUUAAUUUGUCUUUCAACCUUGUGACCCAGGCAGAUUCGACAAUCAUGAAAGCCGAAAGUGGCUCCAUGAAAAUAAUCGCUGCGAUGACUCUCGUUUUCCUCCCUUGCACUGCAGUGGCGACAAUCUUCAGCACGCCCUUCUUUUACCUCCAUGAUAACGAUAAGAAGUCGCUUGGCAUGUCCCCUUACUUUUGGUUGAUCUGGGUCAUCUCUAUUCCUCUGACUUUAUUGGUACUAUAUGCAUGGCAUAGGUAUCAGAAGCUGCUUGCGAAGCACCUCUUCGAAGACACGCAACCAACCUCUGCUCAUGAAUCGGCUAGGGGCAUCAGAACGGGCGGGUUUGAUUCUUCAGUGUCUUCUGGCCCAAUGUCAGUGUAGAUUUCCUCGUUUCUGCUUCUUGGUAUGCUCCUUGGUUUGGGGAUCAAGCGGGAGCUUCGCUGGUAGAGUAAGUCGAGGUUGCUAAACUGGGCAGGGACUCACUUGAAAUUAUUUGAGCCCACUUCCUGGUCUCACAUGGGAAAUGAGAUCCCUGAGUCUAUACUUACCAAAAGGUUUCAUAUUUGAUUCAUUUCUGAGUUCGUGAUACUGGAUGUACCUUACAUCAUGCCAGACGUUUCAACACAUCCAUUUCAGUAAGGGGGCCAGCAACCAGAAGGAUUUGUUGAUGCUUGAGCUUAGCAAGCCAUCCAUCAAACGCGUCUCUUUUGUUUUCUUCUUAUAAACCUCCCCGGUAAUCCGUCGGCAGGUUUCGCACUCGCAAUCAGCUAUUGGUAUGCACGUUGAACAAACAUCCCUCUCCUCCCCUCCAACAAAC